AUGAGUUACUGGAACUUAUUUGUGUUAACUACACGUGAAUGGAUUGUCGUGCUUUAUGCUGUUACCAUAGUAUUUAUAGUCAUUUUUAUGAUUACUUUAAUAAUUUGCAUCGUACGCAAUUGUUGCUACAUUGUUUGCACUAAUGAUGAAGAGGAUGUUGAAAGAGAUGUCAUCAUGACUGUACCGCAACAAGCACCUGUCGUCGGCCAAUCAUCUCAUUCCGAAAAUUCACAGUGCCCCGUACAUGGCCAGAAAAAAUAUCAUAAUAAUGCCAGAGUUCAUAAGCAUAAUUUAUUGGUAGAUGACGGUCAUAUGACGAUAAUGCAUCAAUAA
Brugia malayi is the source of this 333-nucleotide messenger RNA. RefSeq lists its product as uncharacterized. Bases 1 to 333 code for a protein of 110 amino acids. Lineage: Eukaryota; Metazoa; Nematoda; Chromadorea; Rhabditida; Onchocercidae. The record is from RefSeq and is a predicted model, not a curated record. The transcript has 4 exons.